This is a messenger RNA of Cladophialophora immunda, 1585 nucleotides long. RefSeq lists its product as hypothetical. The record is from RefSeq and is a predicted model, not a curated record. NCBI's taxonomy places the organism in Eukaryota, Fungi, Ascomycota, Eurotiomycetes, Chaetothyriales, Herpotrichiellaceae. Gene Ontology annotation, cellular component: endoplasmic reticulum-Golgi intermediate compartment; Golgi membrane; endoplasmic reticulum membrane. Gene Ontology annotation, biological process: endoplasmic reticulum to Golgi vesicle-mediated transport. The transcript has 2 exons. Bases 470 to 1276 code for a protein of 268 amino acids.
UGUCACUCUAUUCACUGAACCAUCUUGACGAAACAAGACUCGAAACGGCAUCAGGCACACAUCAACAGAUAUCUCACGCUCUUCCUCGGCCAGAAUGCAGCGCCAGCCCUUCCCUCCGCCUCAAAAAUCCCCCGAAUUAUUCCACCCUCGCCCUCAGCACAUCUCACAAGUCCCUAUGAUGCGGUCCCCUCCUCCUCCCACCUCACAGAACCCGUCACAGCCCCAGGUGAAUAGCUAUGGGAACCCCUAUCAGUCGCCGCCUGCCGGGGGAGGCGGUGGAGGGGGAGGGUUCGGGCCAAACUUUGGCUUCAUGAGCGACCCGACAGCCCAGAUGGGGUUCCAAGUAGGGCAGCACGCAAUGAAGGCCGGGCAAGAGUACAUGGAACAGAACGUACGUGUGCACUAGAUCCUGGGACAUAUACUGUGGCUAGGAUCUGGAUCUCGUGGAGUAUCUCGGUGGAAACGGCAAAUGCUGACAUCUCUCUGCCAGUUGAACCGCUAUAUCUCCGUCUCCGCGCUGAAGCACUAUUUCAAUGUCUCAAACUCCUAUGUGGUACGGAAACUGCUGCUUGUUCUAUUUCCCUGGCGUCAUAAGCCAUGGACGCGGCAGCAAGCUCGGAUGACCACCUCUUCCACAACUGCCGACGGCACAAUGACUCAACAGUCUUAUUCUUUCAACUACCUUCCGCCCCGCGACGACCUCAAUUCGCCAGAUAUGUACAUACCAAUAAUGGCAUUGAUCACCUAUAUUCUCCUGUCGACCGUACUGGCCGGAAUCAGGGGGUCGUUCCAUCCCGAGCUUCUGGGCAGCAUCACUAGCACCGCGAUUUUCGUCCUCAUUUUCGAGAUUAUCGUGCUGAAGAUCGCGAUGUAUAUGCUGAGCAUCAGCAACGACUCUCAACUUCUGGAUCUGGUGGCUUAUUCUGGGUACAAAUUUGUGGGAGUGAUUGUGACACUCUUUCUCGGUGAGCUACUGACCGGCGGGAGUGGUACAAAUAACUGGGUGGGCUGGACGUUGUUCCUGUACACCUGGUAUGCGAAUGCUUUCUUUCUGCUAAGAUCUCUGAAAUACGUCCUCCUGCCGGAUGCCUCUGGAGAUCCGACAGCUAUGCGAGGCGGAAGUUCCUACACCGUGGCACGCGCACAAAAGAACCGCCGCACAUAUUUCUUAGCGCUGUAUGCAUUUGUGAUCCAGUUGCUUUUCAUGUGGAUCCUCAGCCGUGAAGAGGCAGCUGUCAAAACGGUUGCCAGUAGACUGACUGGACCGAGAGCAUAGACAUGAGCAAUGAAGACAUUAUCAGACAUUUAUUAUGUACUUACAACUGAUAUCACGAGCUGUGUCAACAUCGCUGGAUUAGCAACUCGCCUCCAAUGAUCAGACCACGACCGACUCCUGCCGUUCACAGGCAGGGUCAAGAAUGCAGCGCCUCUACGGUAACAUGUGACGGUACAUCAUGGAUCUUCUUGAAGAUUUCUGAUGCCCUUCACUAGGUGGUUGACCGGCAAUGCCUUGUCCCGCUUAUUGUCUUAGUAGGCCAUGGAGACGAUGCCAAGGUCAAAAGCUCUCUACCUAUGUCAAAGGCUC